Neltuma alba is the source of this 1175-nucleotide messenger RNA. Its product is annotated as vacuolar protein sorting-associated protein 28 homolog 2. Gene Ontology annotation, biological process: protein transport to vacuole involved in ubiquitin-dependent protein catabolic process via the multivesicular body sorting pathway. Bases 212 to 841 code for a protein of 209 amino acids. The transcript has 2 exons. Lineage: Eukaryota; Viridiplantae; Streptophyta; Magnoliopsida; Fabales; Fabaceae. Gene Ontology annotation, molecular function: protein-containing complex binding. Gene Ontology annotation, cellular component: ESCRT I complex. The record is from RefSeq and is a predicted model, not a curated record.
CCUCUUCUCUCUCAGACACUGUACCGCGGGUUGUCACGUUCGCAGUUCUCUUCUUUAGAGCCACGGAGCUCACAGUUCUCUUAAGCGCGUUUCGGUUCCUUAAAGAAGGACCCUUCUCUUUGCGCGUGUCCCGUCCUCUUCUCCAAUCCUCCACUAUCACAAAAGCCCUGCAUUGCCUAUACCGUUCUCAUCCUCUUUGCACCAUAAAAAAAUGGAGGUCAAGCUUUGGAGCGACAAGCGCGAGAGAGAAAUGUACGAGAACUUUGCGGAGCUCUAUGCCAUUAUCAAGGCGACUGAGAAGCUUGAGAUGGCCUAUGUUCGAGAUGUAAUCUCAUCUCAGGAAUACGAAGUAGAAUGCCAGAAGCUAAUAGCCCAUUUCAAAACUUUGGCAUCUACCCUCAAGGAUACUGUGCCAAACAUCGAGCGAUUUGCCGAUACAUACAAGAUGGAUUGCCCAGCGGCUAUCAACCGCCUUGUGGUAUCCGGGGUCCCUGCAACUGUGGAGCACCGAGCUGCUGCGGCUUCCUCUACAUCUACGUCAGCUGCCAUUGUUGCAGAGUGUGUGCAAAAUUUUAUAACAGCCAUGGAUUCCUUGAAGCUUAACAUGGUGGCUGUGGAUCAGGUCCAUCCUUUGCUCUCAGACCUUUAUGGUUCACUGAAUAAGUUGAGCAUUUUGCCACCGGACUUUGAAGGGAAGACCAAAAUGAAGGAAUGGAUUGCCAGGCUGGCCAAGAUGGGAGCAGCAGAUGAGUUGACAGAGCAACAAGCUCGGCAGCUUCACUUUGAUCUGGAGUCUUCUUACAAUUCCUUUAUGGCAGCUCUACCGAAUGCUGGCACAUGAUUGAGUGGGGGAUGCUUGUAAAUAAUGUUGAAUUUUCCUUUUGUUCUGGUGGUCUUGUAUUUCUUUUGUUGGGUUUACUACUAUUCUUGUUGAUUGGAGAGGAAUAUGCUAUUUGGUAAUAGCUUUAUACUUUUUAAAGGCUGAAUAUUGCCAUUAUAUAGCUCUAUGCUGAUCAUUAAAGCUUUAUCUCAUACCAUGAGCGAGCUUUCAGCUUCUGUUUCGUCCUUGUAUUAUUUGGUCUGAGCUUCCAUGUCCUUUUGCGGAGGGACAGAGAACAGUCGUUUGUCUUCAUAUCUUUGAUAUAUUCUGGAAGGGUUCUAAUUUGACUUUAUCA